Oncorhynchus kisutch (coho salmon) is the source of this 2181-nucleotide messenger RNA. RefSeq names its product gastrula zinc finger protein XlCGF17.1-like. Gene Ontology annotation, biological process: regulation of transcription by RNA polymerase II. The record is from RefSeq and is a predicted model, not a curated record. The transcript is spliced from 2 exons. Lineage: Eukaryota; Metazoa; Chordata; Actinopteri; Salmoniformes; Salmonidae. The coding region runs from base 576 to 1424 and encodes 282 amino acids. Gene Ontology annotation, molecular function: DNA-binding transcription factor activity, RNA polymerase II-specific; RNA polymerase II cis-regulatory region sequence-specific DNA binding.
GACAACAGUGACUUCAGCAUCCAUAAUGGUAUGUGUCUGUGUCUCCUCUUUAUGGUUACCAGGACUGCAGGAAAACAACGGGGCUGAGUGGAACUGUGAGAGGAGGAGAAGAGAAGAAAGGAUCAGAUUUGACACAUCAAAGAGAAAGACCAGACUCCGAGGAACCAGAUCCAGGGACGUCCAAACCAGCAAGACGACACCAGUGCUCCCACUGUGGAAAGAGUUGUAACCAGAAAGCACAACUGAAAGCUCAUGAGAGAAUACACACAGGAGAGAAGCCUUACCACUGCUCCCAAUGUGGAAAGUGUUUUGUCCGUUCGGGGGACCUGAAACGGCAUGAGAGAACACACACAGGAGAGAAGCCUUACCACUGCUCCCAAUGUGGAAAGUGUUUCAACCAGUCGAGGGAGCUGAAACUACACGAGAGAACACACACAGGAGAGAAGCCUUACCACUGCUCCCAAUGUGGAAAGUGUUUCGUCAGUUCGGGGGUGUUGAAACAACAUGAGAGAAUACACACAGGAGAGAAGCCUUACCACUGCUCCCAAUGUGGAAAGUGUUUCAACCAUACGGGGAUGCUGAAAGAACAUGAGAGAAUACACACAGGAGAGAAGCCGUACCACUGCUCCCAAUGUGGAAAGUGUUUCGUCAGUUUGGGGGUGUUGAAACAACAUGAGAGAAUACACACAGGAGAGAAGCCUUACCACUGCUCCCAAUGUGGAAAGUGUUUCGCCCGGUCGGGGAUGCUGAAAGAACACGAGAGAAUACACACAGGAGAGAAGCCGUACCACUGCUCCCAAUGUGGAAAGUUUUUCGCCAGUUCGGGGGUGUUGAAACAACAUGAGAGAACACACACCGGAGAGAAGCCUUACCACUGCUCCCAAUGUGGAAAGUGUUUCGCCCGGUCGGGGAUGCUGAAAGAACACGAGAGAAUACACACAGGAGAGAAGCCUUAUCAAUGCUCCCAAUGUGGAAAGUGUUUCAACCAGUCGGGGGAGCUGAAACUACAUGAGAGAACACACACAGGAGAGAAGCCUUACCACUGCUCCCAAUGUGGAAAGUUUUUCGCCCGGUCGGGGAUGCUGAAAGAACACGGGAGAAUACACACAGGAGAGAAGCCUUACCACUGCUCCCAAUGUGGAAAGUGUUUCAACCAGUCGGGGGAGCUGAAACUACAUGAGAGAACACACACAGGAGAGAAGCCUUACCACUGCUCCCAAUGUGGAAAGUGUUUCGCCCGGUCGGGGGAGCUGAAACUACACGAGAGAACACACACAGGAGAGAAGCCUUACCACUGCUCCCAAUGUGGAAAGUGUUUCACCCGGUCGGGGGAUCUGAAACGACAUGAGAGAAUACACACAGGGCAGAAGCCUUACCACUCCUCCCAAGAACACACUAGACUGCACACAGAGGAGAAGGCUUAGAAAAGCUCAGACUGUGGGAAAACAUAUUACUCAUAAGUCACUUAAACGUCAUUAGAGAAUCCACACAGGAGAGAGAAAUUACUUCUCUUAGCGUGUAUAUUGAUAUUUCACAUCACAUUGACUUAAAAUUCAUCAGAGAACAUACACAGUGCUCCCGUUGUCUUAUAUUGUUGACUGACAAUGUGUUUACCUGUCUUUACCAUAUGAAAUUAAAUGGUACAGGGUAUACUCAAACAUAUAUUUGUUUUUAUUAGAAAACAUGAAUUGAAUAUGGAGUCUGUCAGUUUGAAUAUAAAGAAGAUCAGGUUCCAACUGUCCUUUUUUUAAACUCUUUGUGUGUGUUUAUCUGGGUGUGUCAUUCCUCCAGCACUACAGAUAAUCAAGUGAUAUUUGGAUGUGAUGCAUUAGUUCCAUUGUUGACAUUUGCAUUGUUGGCCCACUGAUGAUUUAAUGAAAUGAAAAUGUUCAGACUCUGUAAUGGAAAAUGUUAAUUGUUUGUGUGUCCACAUAACUGAGUAUGUAACUAACCUUGUGAAACUGUCCUAUUAUAAGCUCUUGUUCUUGGGAGUAUCAUCCUGUGUUGCAAACCAAUUUGCACCUGUGUCCUUGUAUAAAUAAAGUCCCACCCAGGAACAGGAAACUAUAAAGAUAUGUGCUCAUUCCCCAAUGCUUCAGGAAAUCAGGCUGUCUACACUGCGCUGUGUAACUCUGUUAUUCUCUCUGAGCUCAGAAAUAAAGAAUCUUGGUUUGACUUGGA